Messenger RNA from Seminavis robusta, 999 nucleotides. The record is from the annotation of a GenBank genome assembly. NCBI's taxonomy places the organism in Eukaryota, Bacillariophyta, Bacillariophyceae, Naviculales, Naviculaceae.
AUGGAAGACGAUAGCAUCGUGCAACAAGUCCAUGAUUCCUUGUCGGACUUGGACUGGACACCCUCUCAGCAUGCCAAGAAAGCCAAGGUGGCAGUGACGGGUGGGGUAGUGACUGCAGCUGGCUUGGUUUUGAUUCCAGCUCCGGUACCCAUUGGUUGUGUCGUCACGGCAUACGGUGUCUCCAUUUUAGCGACCGAGUUUGAUGGAUUGCAAGAUGGCUUGGAACACACCAAGAAAAUGCUGGAAGGAUCCUUGGAACGAGUGGCGCAAGUGCUGCAGGUUUCAGAUGAUGAAGAAAACGACGACAUUCUACAAGAUUUGACGACCAACCGCCAAGACAAAGGGGAAUCUUCCAGCGAAGAGGUCACUGCUCUGGUUGUCGACGACGGUACUUCCACCACAACAGCCAUCACCAAACGGAGCAGCUUCCCACAACGACCUCCCGAGUUGAAGGAAAUCAUGUCCGCUAGAAUCUCCUUGGGUCAAAAGGCUGGCAAGAUUUGGGAGCUGCACAAAUUCAACGUUCGCAAAGUCACCUGUUAUUUCAUCUCCGAGGUUGUCCUGCCAACACUCCGCAAUCUCAAGGUACCACAACAGCAACCCACCACGGAACAGCAAUCCUCUACUGAUGAACCACAAACCCGGGAGACUCAACCAUCGGUAGCACACACAGAAACGCCAUCCCUCUGUGAAUCAUCGGUGCAUUCCUUUGCCGAAUCCAUCAUGACAACAAAUAUUAAUGAUGGUGGUAGCCUCUCGGAGGGACACGCUCUACGAACAAGCAACAUCGAUCACACUAACGGCCGCGAUACCAACAACAACACACCAGAGGAUGCCACGAAAGAGACAUUCGUGGCUACCCCAGCCUACGCACGGGUAUGCGGAGACGGUUGUGACAGGAACAAAACUUUGAUACCGCCAAUGGUCCCGUUAGACCAAGACGAAAACGACGCCGAAGAAGAAGAAGACACGAGCGAGCGAACUGCCUUGUUGAGAUGA